AUGACUACAAAACCGAUAUCUACACUCAAAGCAUUUUUCAAUGAUUUGCGUUCGAAAACUGGUCGUGCGUUUAAUAACGCAAAAAAAAAAAAGGCCCAAGAGAUUCUUGACGAUUGGCAGGACGACCAGACCACUCUAAAACAGAAUGAGAUAAACGAUUACUAUCGCUUUCGUGACGACCAAAAGACACAUGCAGGUAAUGUUCCACCGCCACAACCAGACUUCACCGCUAGAAAUGAUGAGGAUCAUUAG
Molecule: messenger RNA, 252 nt
Organism: Funneliformis geosporum
Lineage: Eukaryota; Fungi; Glomeromycota; Glomeromycetes; Glomerales; Glomeraceae
Source: the annotation of a GenBank genome assembly